Messenger RNA from Salvelinus fontinalis (brook trout), 5837 nucleotides. Its product is annotated as ephrin type-A receptor 7-like. Gene Ontology annotation, biological process: axon guidance; cell surface receptor protein tyrosine kinase signaling pathway; protein phosphorylation. Gene Ontology annotation, cellular component: neuron projection; plasma membrane. The record is from RefSeq and is a predicted model, not a curated record. The transcript is spliced from 18 exons. Lineage: Eukaryota; Metazoa; Chordata; Actinopteri; Salmoniformes; Salmonidae. Bases 234 to 3398 code for a protein of 1054 amino acids. Gene Ontology annotation, molecular function: transmembrane-ephrin receptor activity; protein binding; ATP binding.
CAUUUCCGCGCGCUUUGAUAGGCGACCUUCCUGUACCCUCGUUUCGAAAUCUUCCUUCAUUGCACUUGCAUGAUGUCAAUCUGAUGCACAACACCCUCCCCCGAGAUACCAAAUAAGCCGCGUAGUGAGUGAAGCUCGCACUAGCCCGGACGGCUCUAGCUUCGCGCUGCUGUGUGUGUUACGCGCGAGCAGGAGAGAGAUGACAAGAGCUUCGCGAGGCUGGACAUUCAAACAUGGAGCUUUUUAAAACGCAAAUUUCGGUACUUUGGAUAUUAUUGCUGAAUGGAAACAAGGGCUGUCACGCUGAAGAAGUGGUCCUGCUGAACUCUAAAGAAACUCAGGCAGAGCUCGGUUGGACGUCGUACCCCUCCAAUGGCUGGGAGGAGAUCAGUGGCGUGGAUGAGAAGUACAAGCCCAUCAGGACCUACCAGGUGUGUAACGUGAUGGAGCCGGCGCUGCAGAACAACUGGCUGCAGACGGGCUGGGUGGCGCGGCGCGGCGGCCAGCGCAUCUUCGUGGAGCUGCAGUUCACGCUGCGCGACUGCAACAGCAUCCCGGGCGUGGCGGGCACCUGCAAGGAGACCUUCAACCUGCUCUACGUGGAGUCGGACAAAGACCUGGGCCGGGUGACCCGCGAGGAACGCUACACCAAGAUUGACACCAUCGCCGCCGACGAGAGCUUCACGCAGGGCGACCUGGGCGAGAGGAAGAUGAAGCUCAACACGGAGGUGCGGGAGAUCGGACACCUGAACCGGAAAGGGUUCCACUUGGCGUUCCAGGAUGUGGGGGCGUGCGUGGCCUUGGUGGCGGUGCGGGUGUACUACAAGCGCUGCCUGGCCACGGUGCAGAACCUGGCUGUGUUUUCUGAUACGGUUGCGGAAGCAGCGUUCGCCACACUCGUGGAAGUCAGGGGAGCCUGUGUCAACAACUCUGAGGUGGACUCGGACAGCCCUCCCAGGAUGCACUGCAGCGCCGAGGGGGAGUGGCUGGUGCCCAUCGGGAAGUGCAGCUGUUCAGCGGGUUACGAGGAGGGUCACAGCAGCUGUGAAGCGUGUCCCCCUGGCUCGUAUAAGAUGUCAUCCAGACAGCAGGAGUGUUUUCCGUGCCCGGCCAACAGUGUGGCUGAGGAGGAAGGAUCGGUGGUGUGUGUGUGUGAGGAGGAUCACUUCAGGACCCCCCUGGACAACCCCUCCGCCCCCUGCACCCGCCCCCCCUCUCCUCCCAAAGACUUGGUCUACACCCUCAAGCAGUCCACCAUGAUCCUGGAGUGGAGCGCGCCAACGGACACGGGCGGCAGGGGGGACCUGACCUACAGUGUGGGCUGCCGCCGGUGCGUGGGGCUUCAGUGUGAGCCGUGCGGGGCCAGCGUGGGCUUCAUGCCCCAGCAGAGCGGGUUGACCGAACGCACGGUCACCGUGGUCAACCUCAUGGCCAACUCCAACUACACGUUGACGGUCGAGGCCCUCAAUGGCGUAUCAGAGCUCCUGCCCAACAAGAGGUUCUACACACAGGUCAACGUGUCAACUAGCGUGCCAGCGCCCUCUCUGGUGAGUGAGUUGCGUGCGGAGAAGAUUGAGCAGCGCAGCCUCACCCUGAUGUGGAGGGAGCCUAGCUACCCCAACAGCAGCAGCACCGAGUACGAGAUCAAGUACUACGAAAAGGAACAGAAGGACAAGAGCUACUCAACGGUCAAGACGGCCGCCACCCGCAUCAGCGUCAACAACCUCAAGCCUGGCACCACCUACGUCUUCCUCAUUCGCCCUUUCUCCACCCCGGCCCCCUCCUCCCUCCUCUCCGCCGCAGCGUCCUCCUCUUCCUCCUCCCCCUCUCCCAUCGACUACGGAGGCUACAGCGCUCCCCUGGAGCUGCAGACGCUUGGCGAACUGGCGCUGGCGUCCAGUGAGCAGAACCCAGUAAUCAUCAUCGUGGUGGUGUCUGUGGCCGCCCUCAUCAUGCUGCUCUCUAUGGGAGUGGGCCUGCUCCUCUGGAGAAGUCUCUCGUCCAGCUCCUCCAACAUAGCUCCUACUAGCGUGGUGCUGCUCUCCACCUCCUUCUCCGCUCUUCCUCCUCCUCCUCUUCCUCCUCUUUCUCCCUACACGCAGCUGUCAACCCCCAGACAGUGUAGAUAUAGCAAGGCCAGUCAAGAGGGAGACGAAGAGCUCUACUUCCAAUUUAAGAUCCCGACCCGGAGGACCUACAUAGACCCAGAGACAUGUGAGGACCUGGUGCAGGCUGUCCUCGCCUUUGCCAAAGAGCUCGACAACUCCAGCAUCAAGAUAGAGAGAAUCGUGCACACAGGUGACUUUGGGGAGGUGUGUCGUGGCUGUCUCAAGCUGCCCAGUAAGCGGGAGCUUCCGGUGGCCAUCAAGGCGCUGAGGGCCGGCUGCUCAGAGAAACAGAGGCGCUCCUUCCUCAGCGAGGCAGGGAUACUGGGACAGUUUGACCACUCCAACAUUGUCCGUCUGGAGGGGGUCAUCACCAGCGGUAACACCAUGAUGAUUGUGUUGGAGAGCAUGUCCAACGGGUCCCUGGACUCCUUCCUCAGGAAGCACGAGGGCCAGCUCUCUGUGCUCCAGCUGAUGGACAUGCUGGGGGGCGUGGCCUCUGGGAUGAAGUACCUGACAGAGAUGGGCUUCGUCCACCGCCGCCUAGCCGCCCACAAGGUACUGGUCAACGCCAGCCUGGGCUGCAAGGUGUCCGGCUUCAGACCCCUCCAAGAGGACAAGAUGGAGGCCAUCUACAGCGCAAUGCAUGGGGGGAAGAGUGUGGUGUUGUGGACAGCCCCAGAGGCCAUCCAGUACCACCGCUACAGCUCAGCGUCUGACGUCUGGAGCUUUGGCAUCGUCAUGUGGGAGGUCAUGUCCUACGGAGAAAGACCCUACUGGGACAUGGGCAACCAGGACGUGAUCAAAGCGAUAGAGGAUGGCUUCCGCCUGCCCGCCCCUAUGAACUGUCCACCUCACCUCCACCAGCUGAUGUUGGACUGUUGGCAGAAGGAGAGGACCGAGAGACUCACCUUCAGCCAGAUCCACUCUGCUCUCAGCAAGAGCAUCCGCAGCCCCGACGGCAUCGGCUCCUCCACACUGGCACGCAGAACCCUCCCUCAGCUAGGAACCCUCCCUCUGGGCUCCUCCAUCUCCCUGGCAGAGCGGACUCUUCCGUCGUUCCCCUCGUUUAACUCGGUAGGGGAGUGGUUGGAUGCGGUGGACAUGGGGCGCUACAAGGACAACUUCACCGCGGCAGGAUACUGCUACCUGGAGUCUGUGGCCCGUAUGACAGUCCAAGAUGUGUUGAGUCUAGGCGUCACCUCUCUGGAGCACCAGAAACAGAUCCUGUCUGCCAUCCAGACCCUUAGAGCCCAGGUCAUCCAGAUGCACGGCAGAGGGGUGCAGGUCUGACCGACACACACACACACACAUAGACACAUACACACACGUGCAGACGGACGGACGAGCGGAUGGAUAGAAGGAUUUUCAGAGAGUAGAGACUCGUCGCUCAUCCAUAUGGACGAAAUGAAGUGGAUAGUGAGAUGGGCAGAGAUAUCGCCCACACUGCACCCACCCACUCUUUCCCCUUCUCUCUCCCCCGUCUUGCCCCUCCUCCCUCUCUUAAGUCCUUGGGAAGGAGGCAUCUUCCAGUCAUGUGAUCAACGUACUCUGUCGGAAGUCACAUGACUUCUUUCUGCACGCUGACCCGAAUCAACUAGAUCUCCUCUCUUACAACUGGCCCUGGAUCAGUAGUUAAAUAGACUUAAAACUACCCUGAUGGAGAAGUACUGUCCAUCUCAAAUGUCUGGCACUCUGCCACUGGUCUCAGAACAUGGGGUAAUAACAUUUCGUUGAUGGAGAAGAACAGUCCCCUCAAGUGAUACUCUACUGAACCACUGGUCUCGAAACUGAGGUUAAAACCACCCUGGUUGAGAAGUACUGUUCAUCUAACAGGGCUGGCCCACUACCACUGGUCUCAGAACAGUGGGAUAAGGUACCAAUGAAGGAAGUGCUGUCUGUCGAACAGGGUUGACAUUGUAAAUCUGGUUUCAGUUCAGUGGUUAAAACCCUCCUAUCCCGGUUGCUGAAGUGUGAUCAAGUGACAGGUUCUCACAGUGUGGGCGGAGCCCAGGCCGUGUCUUGUCUUGGCCCGACCAAUCAUGAGGCUGGAAAAAACGUAUCUUCAGGAAAAAACGACCGAUUUAAAAACAACUAAGAAUUUGUGUAAAUCAAAACAAUGGAUUUACGUGUGUUUGAUUGUUCAUUCCUAUUUCGUCUGUUACGCAAUUUAUCCUUUUUCUAGCAUUUUUCCAUUAACUAUCUCUGCUCUCCCUGUGUUUUCUCAGUGUGUGGAAUGGCUAAUGUCCCUUAGCCGGGAUGUCAGUGGUGUGUCAUGUAGCGUCUCGCUAAUAUAUUUCUCCCGUCUAAAAAGCAUUUUCACUACAAGGGUAUAUUGCACUGUUAAGAAUAAAGGUCAAGUCUCAAGCUGACAUACAGUAUAUAUUAUAUGUAUUCAUUUUUAUUUAUGCAUUUACAGUUUACAGACUCUCACACAACCUCCUGACGGGAAGAGGUUACGAGGGUCAAAAUAGACAUACUUGAUUGAAUAAAUAAUAAAUUACAUUUUGUGUUUAAGGAUGCUGCAAAGCACAUGUCCUCUGGUUUCAGUGUAAAUCAUGAAAUAUUGUAAUUUUUUUUUACAGUUCUAGGGAUUCUGUUACUGAAUAAGGGUGUCCUGUACUGAACAAGGUAUUAUGAAGAGGACUUACACUAUAGUAUGUUGACUGUUUUCUUCUCAUAGUCAGGGGUAUUGAAUCAUUUUGAUACUGUUACCAAAUCACCAGUAGUUGAUAUAGGACUUCUACAUUUUGAGUCCAGUAUCGCUGGAUGUAUGGUAUCAAUGUGUUGCAUUAUAGAAACAGUAUUGCAGUAUUUCAGAAUGUCGUAGAGUGAUCUCAUUUAUUUAUUUUAUAUAUAUUUUUUGGGGGGGGACAGCAAUUCAAGCUGACAUAGGACCCACAACCCCCCACUGUGCAUCUACAAGCCCCUCCCAUUUGUCAGUAUUAUGUAUUUUACAAAAACGGUAACAUUUAAUCGUAGUUAACAUGUUUUGGGGAAUUAUUUGAUUUCUAUCAUACUCAUGUAGCUAGCUACACAGUAGACGUUUUAUUGGUUCCGUUUGGUUCGUAGAUGGGUUAUUGUAAUAGUGAGGUAUCUGGUAUGAAAGGACUGCCAGUGUAUGUCCUCCUCUCUUCCCUACAUACUCUAUCUCUUUGUAGCUGUUUUGCCUUAACAUUACUGUAUAUAAACCCAAACUAUACUCCUAGGAUGCGUUUACAAAGGCACAAUUCUGAUAUUCUGCCCAAUUAUUGUAGAAAGAGCUAAUCUGAUUGGUCGAAAGACCAAGAAGUGGAGAAAGAUCAGAAUUGGGCUGCCUGUGUAAACGCAGCCCUAUAGACUCACACACAUGCACAUAUUUAGAAAGUCUCACCACCCCUGUAUACACAGACACCAAAAUAGACCUUUCGCUAGCGACUUAACUCAGUUGUUGUCCCCCCCCUACCCCCUGUUUACUACUCGACGAUUACAAAAUGUUUAAUACUGUAAAUAUGUAUUUGAAAAUGCAAUCUAUUUUUAUAAUUUCUUUGAAGAACAAUGUGUUGAAAAUAUCUGCUCACUGUGUAGGGGUUUUAUUGUUUAAAUGUAGGGCCGUUGCCAAUGAACGUGUGUGUUUGGAAUAUUAAAACAUAUUUUCUUUGUUUAGUUUUUGGAUGAUUUUUACCUGUUAGAAAAACAGAUGGCUGUUGCAAUAUUGAAAUGUGUUAUAAAAAAAAAAAAUCUCCCUUAAGA